Tuber aestivum (summer truffle) is the source of this 2546-nucleotide messenger RNA. The record is from the annotation of a GenBank genome assembly. Lineage: Eukaryota; Fungi; Ascomycota; Pezizomycetes; Pezizales; Tuberaceae.
UCUCCCCUCUUUGCACAGGUUUAAUUACGGUUCAUUGUUGUUUUUUGCUGCCAGAGUGAAUCCUCUUCCCCUUCCCCUUCGAACCCCCCGGCCAACUUGGAAAGUGAGGAUUGCCUGCUCGAGAGAGCUGGCUGCCUAGGGAAUUUGAAUUCAGGUCAAUGAGUGUGGAGAGAAUUGCUUGCAUCGGACGCCGUUCCAGUGACUGCUACCCUUACGCACCCGAUACCAUUGACCGCGCGGCAGUGGGCUUAACGAUACCUUCGGAUUGUGAUGCAUUUGCAGAAUCAACCUCCAACAUGCCUUCUCCGCGGUAUCAAAACCGAAGGACGACAUUGAGCGGGGCGAGUUUUGUCAUUCUGUCAACGCUGCUCGUACCGCUAGCGGCUGCUCAGGCAGCUGGGAGCUGUAUUCCACUCUCUACUUCUCGCACCUGCGCAGCCUUUAAUCGUUCCUCUAUAUCCACUUCGGCUGCUCUAUUUGGAAGUUUGUAUGAUCCCACGCGUCUCCUCGGUGAACCAUGAAUGAGAGUGCUAACACUAUUUCAGCCCCUUUCUUCAAUAUGUUGCCAAUAUCGAGCAGUUUGACAAUCAAUUCGAACAGUAUAUCAAACAAGAUUAUGCCAAACAUAAGUGAGUGGCAGCGGUGUAUGUUUGCUGCGGUGCUUGCGCGGCUGCUGACAUGCACUCAAGGUUUCAAGAAUUGUUUGGUUGUUCGAACCUUACACUUUCCAAUACUACCGAGUUAUACGCACGUUACACACGGAGCGUCCUAUGUUCCCGAAUGAUUCAGGAUUCACGGAGACUAUGUUCACUUUCGAACCAGGAUUCAACCCCCAUCUGUGCAGAUACUUGCGUACGCAUUCUCGUCGAAGUAGAUGAGCUUCUCUAACAUGCAUCUUUUAGGCUGAAUUUGCCAUCAGCGAGCAAAUAAUUAUCUCGAAUGAGGAUACCUGUGGAAGCAGUUCAGCAAACACUCUUGACUUUAUACGUUCUGACUUCACCAUCUGUGCCUUGCCAUCAGAUUCUCUCUCAGGCAGAUGUAUUCAAGGGGAGGAGAACGAAUCUUACAAUUGUGGCUAUAAGUGGGUUCUCCUGAGUCUAUUUUUACACGCUUGACUUACAAGCCCAAUAGUGAGAAUUUACCCGGGUUGUGCCUUUAUUGUGCAAGUGGCUCGCCAAAUUCAACGGAUACAUGUUGCUACAAUUCAAAUGCUCAAAAGAGGUGUGCUGACGUUGACCUGCCGACUGCGACUGCCUUGCCCCCUAUAUUCACCACGACUUUGAGUCCGUCGGCAUCUAGCUCACCGGGCUCGGGUACCGGUGGUUCGGGUCGUGGUUCGGGCGGUGGUUCUGGGCUUUCUGCAGGCGCGAUUGCUGGAAUUACAAUUGGUGCUCUCGUUGGAGUGGCUCUCGUUGCUUUCCUUGUACUGUUCUACCGGAGGAGAAGACACGGUGCGCCAGCACCUGCUUUCACUCAGCCGACCCGGACCUACAGAAGCCCGUCAAUAACCUUUAAUCCCGUUGCCUCAAAUGUGCAUGCUCAGGGAUAUGAGGUUCUGGCUGGGGGCCGGAUCGCCAGAAUGUCAGCUCUUGAAGCGACUAACAUUGCAUCAGAGAGCGACCCAUCAUCUCCAGCAGUCAUUGCCAGCGGUGGACGCAGGGUUAUCGGCAAUAGCUCGUCAUCCUCCGAUUUUGGUCUCGAGGAUAGCCCUGAAUCGCAUAACCAGCGAAAAUAUUCACCUCAAGGUCGCCCAUUACACCCACCACCACGUGACCGAAAUGCCUCUCUAUCUAGUACCUCGAUUCUGGCGUCUGAAAACCCAACUUCCCCUAUUACGGACAGCGAUAGGGGGCUUGCUUCCCCUCAAUUUCCUAGUCCACAAUCAGAACAAUUGCCAUUCUUCAAGGUAUGUCAUUUCUCUGUACGGUUUAUGAGUUUGUGUUGACGUUCGGUGCGCUGAUAUUCUUCUGUAGGACUAUUAUUCGUCCGAUGAUAUGCAUCCGGGUGAUAAGGUGGCGGUUCUCUGGGCAUAUGCACCGCGGGCGCCUGAUGAAUUUGAACUUGAGAGGGGUGACAUGAUUAAGAUCGUGGGCAUCUGGGAUGACGGUAUUAUAUUCCGAACUCUUGUUAUCUUUGUUUUGCUAACAAUUCUAGGAUGGGCGACCGGGGUCCGCUUGGGCGAGAGGGCUGAGGAUUUCAUCAAUCGUCGUCACAUGCGUGAUAGUGGGAUAUCUGCUUCACAGAUGUCGCAACGUCGGGCAUCCUCGCCCCCUCCUAGGGGUGAAGUUAAAGCCUUCCCCUUGGUGUGCGUUUGCUUGCCAGAACAUUGGCACAAAACAAUUGAGAGCGAUACUCAGGGCGCCGAGUUUGCCUCGCAAGCCAUGAGUGAUCCAGCGGAGGGAAGCAGUAUGAAAGAAGGUCGGCUGCCGGAUGAUUCCAACACAGAGAGAUCAUUUACUCCCGAGCGAAGGCUAACCCUCAAGGGUUCUAGUCGGUUCCGAGAAGACCUGAAUGUCCCUCGAACCGGAUCCUCGCCGCCGCCUUGA